GUGCUGCUGCUAUUCCAUUUAGCAGGAGUGCUCCCGCCACCAGUGACAUUUCUGCCAGAACUACUUCUUGUAACGAACCGACGUGAGAGAGAAGGAGUCACCCUGCCUACUCCUUUCUCUCUCACGCCUCUUUCCUAUUAAUCUCUGGAUGUACUCGAACCACUGGAUCAAAACGCCGCCACCUCUUCUCCUUUUUCUCCUAUGUUGUUUGGUCGUUGGGACUUGCCAAUUCUCUGAACCCAAAAUUAAGAUCUUGCCGAAAUGGAGGCUAAAGAAAGUGAAAGGAUCUAACCUGCAGAUGAAAUGUGUGGUCAACUCAGUUAAAAAACCGCCGAUAUUUAUGAAAUGGUUGUUUAUAAGUGUUGAUCGCAAUGACACGCUGGCAUGUAGCAGGGGAAAUAACUCUGUUUCCCUCAACAUCAAGAAGCUGAAAAUAUUGGAUGCCGGUGCCUAUAUAUGUGUUGUGAAACUAGCUAACGGCAAGAUAGUAAACAAAGAUGCUGUAGUUUUCAUUCUUGAUAAAGAAAUGCCUGGACCCUGUAGUGAGCAUCAGUUUCUGUGCCAGACAUCAAGAUUGUGUAUCGCUAAAAAGUUCCUUUGUAACCGAGUGAAUGAUUGUACAGAUAAAUCUGAUGAGAAGGACUGUGAAGCUUCACACCCUACAUAUGCUGUGACCAAACAUCCUGAUACUGAACUUGAUGGUCAAGCAUUCUUCAUGCAAACUGCUGUUUAUUCUGUGAUUGGAUGUGCUAUUGGUGUGAUACUCCUCAUCUCCGUACUCAUCAUCGCAGUUUUCCGAGUUCGAAUGAAGCGUGCCGCCGUGCGACGUGCCAUGGCACCAAACGACUCCGGCAUGCGAGGGAAUGCAGCAACUUCAGCGGCAGGAGGAUCUUCGGCUGCGUCCGGAUCAAAUUCGGUGCCGCCUGAAUACGACCCUUUCCUCUCUCCGAGCAGUCAGCAGCAGCAACAGCAGCAGCAGCCCUCGUCGUCGUCGUCGUCACAGUUCGGCAACAUCAUUGUGAAUGUUAACAACGGUGUACAGUACGUUCCUGGCAGUGACUUCCCCCAGUACAUUGAACCGCCGCCCCCUUACUCCACGGUGGUCGCAGGCCGGGAGUGUUCCCCGCCACCGCCGUACAGCACAAUCGACCCAUCUGCGCCCCCGCUGCCCCCCUUGCCACCGCCACCCCCACCGCCAUCAUCAUCUGCAGCAGCAGCAUCAUCGCCGAUCCUCAAUUUGUCCACGCCAACCCAACAAACCGAACCCCCAGAAAGAAUCACCCCUCUCUUACCGCCACCUCGGAGUAUGUCUGCUUUAACGCCACCAAUCUUGGCCGACCCCACGCAGACCGGAGAGUUACCACGCACACUCCCUGCACAGUUGUCUGCAGCUACCGCCGAUGGCCAUGCUCUUCCAGGACACAUUAUUGUAAAAGAUGGUAAAAUUAUUCUCACACCAAGGAACUCGUGACAAUGUGGUUUAACAUCAAAAUUAUAAUUAUAAUAGAAAUGAUAUUAUAACAAAAAAAAAACAACAAAAGAUGCUGAUAAGAAAAAUUAAAAAGGUUGUAAUUUGUAUUUCCACUAAUUGUGGUGAAAUUUACCUUGGAUAUUUUCUCUAGCAAAGUAAAACUUGUAUUAAAAAAAAGAAAAAGGAGAUUUUUUUUUAACGGUUGCAGUAAGCUACGAAAGAAAACAAAAAUUUGGUAUUGAUAUUGGAAA
Messenger RNA from Octopus sinensis (East Asian common octopus), 1722 nucleotides. RefSeq names its product formin-like protein 18. Gene Ontology annotation, molecular function: protein binding. NCBI's taxonomy places the organism in Eukaryota, Metazoa, Mollusca, Cephalopoda, Octopoda, Octopodidae. The record is from RefSeq and is a predicted model, not a curated record. The transcript has 4 exons. The coding region runs from base 149 to 1471 and encodes 440 amino acids.